GGCGGGGCAGGAGGACCACGGGGGCGGGACCACCUCGAGUGUGGGUGAUGAACAAAAGCUGCGUACUAGCCACGGCACGCCGUCGACGCCGAGGCCGACCGUCAAACGGCGCAAGGUAGCCACCACGGCCACGCCGGAGAAGAAAACCAAGCUGCGACUGCUGGUGGACGGGAAGCCCACUCGUAUGCAUUGCAAAAGUAUCGUACUCGUAUAAAUGCAUUACAAAUUUCCUCAACGUGAGAGAUGUAGUGCGGAUUUGCCUAAAGAAAAAGAUUUGCAUAUGCAUGAUUGCAAUACGAAUACGCUACUUUUGCACAGGAUAACGCGGCUCGGACAGCAGCUCGCGCUCGACAUUUCGCCGCAGGACCUAUCAAAUGCAAAAAUGUCUGGGUCUGGAAGAAUGCAAGAUUUGUCAUGCAGAUUUCUCAUGAUCCAUGAUGCCUAUAAUGCAUGACUAAGCAUCACAGACUUUUAGAGGGCUUACUGAUGCCCCUUCCGCAUGAAAAAUGCCCUGUCCGUGUAGCACAAACCGGACACCUCUUGCUGGUCUUGCACUUUUAGAGUCCAAAAACAUCAUGACAAGUUGCACUCUUCCAGACCCAGACAUUUUUGCAUUUGAUAGGACCUGCCGGGCCGCAAAAUUCGCCGGGUGGGCUUUCGCCCCCGGGGAAACCGGAUCCGGAUCCCCAUCAAUCUGAACGGCCCCAGCUCAGGCAUCGUGGAGGACCCGGAGAAUGUGUAUCACACCACCACCACUACCACCACUACCACCACCACCGCCUCCUGUGUGGAAAACGACGUCCUGACAUACGGGGCGGACGCCGCAAACUACCGUGGCUGCCAGACGCGCACCAUAGAAGGCCAUCUCUGCCAGAAAUGGUCGACGCAGUCACCGCACACGCACAACUACGGUGGAACCACGGACCACGGGUUGGGAGAUCACAACUACUGCCGCAGUCCCCCGGCCGCGAACGUGCCAACCAUCUUCUGCUACACUGCAGAUCCCAAUCACAGGUUCGGUACUUGUACUACCCUGACCACGACAACAACGGCAUCCUGA
This is a messenger RNA of Amoebophrya sp. A120, 1060 nucleotides long. The record is from the annotation of a GenBank genome assembly. NCBI's taxonomy places the organism in Eukaryota, Dinophyceae, Syndiniales, Amoebophryaceae.